Canis lupus familiaris (dog) is the source of this 3399-nucleotide messenger RNA. RefSeq names its product BTB domain containing 18 (gene BTBD18). Gene Ontology annotation, biological process: positive regulation of transcription elongation by RNA polymerase II. The transcript has 5 exons. Gene Ontology annotation, molecular function: protein binding. The record is from RefSeq and is a predicted model, not a curated record. Bases 684 to 2870 code for a protein of 728 amino acids. NCBI's taxonomy places the organism in Eukaryota, Metazoa, Chordata, Mammalia, Carnivora, Canidae.
UGGCUGCAAAGCCCGUGCGGCCUUGGCUGGUGGUGCCCGCGAGCCCUGAAUUCGGGCCUCCGGGGUCCCCACGCUCCAUUCCCAGAAACCUUCGCGCCGAGAGGUCUCUCUUGAAAGGAGUUGGGCCGGGGCGCCCGGAGCGUGCGGGACGGGACGCCCAGCAUUGCAGGGCCUGCCCUGAAGCCCAGCUUUCUCCGCCAGCCCCGAUUCCUCGGCUCUGGACGGGGAGACCCUCAGGCCGUUGGCCCACCUGCGCUGCUUUGCUAAACCUCCCCGCGCGAGGCUGGGCUUGGGGAGGAAGCAAGGCAGGCUGGGCAGAGGACCCAAGCACCGAGAGGUCGCCAAGCGCAGCUCCGACUGCACAGCUCGUCCAGUUUGACGGGAGCUGUUCAGAUCCUCGGUGCCACCUGACAGAAAACUGCAUGUCAGGAAAGGAACAGCAGCUGUGCGGGGAGUGUGGGGGUUUCAGUGCAAAAAGCUGGAAACACAGCUGCACUAGGCUCACUUUGGUCAAGAACAUCUGAAGCAAGAGUGGCAGCGUCCUUAUUUCUGAGAGACUUUCCCACCCGGUCCUGCAGCUGUUUUCUCUACUGUGCACCCUCUGCUGGUUAGUGUGAUAAGAGUGAGCUCAAAGAAAAGGAGGAAUCUGAUCUGUGAAAACCUAGAAGGUUUCAGAGACUAACAUGUGCUCUCCUGCAAGUUCCAAAAUCCUAUACAGGAACCCCCGGUUUCUCCGGUUAGCUUUUCUGCAGCUGCAUCACCAGCAACAGACUGGUGUGUUCUGUGAUGUCCUUCUGCAGGCAGAAGGUGAGGCAGUCCCAGCCCAUUGCUGCAUCCUGUCAGCCUGCAGUCCCUUCUUCACAGAGCGUCUGGAGCGGGAGAGGCCAGCUCAGGGUCGGAAGGUGGUGCUGGAGCUGGGGGGCUUGAAGAUCAGGACACUGAGGAAGCUGGUGGACUUCUUAUAUACCUCAGAGAUGGAAGUAUCUCGAGAAGAAGCCCAGGAUGUGCUUUCUGCUGCCCGUCAGCUCCGUGUAUCUGAGCUAGAAUCCCUUCAACUAGAGGGUGGGAAGUUGGUAAAGGCCCCCCAGGGCCGAAGACUGAACCGGGAGUGCUUACAGCCUCCAAGUGCUGCACCAAUCUCUGCCAGGGUGGUGGCAUCCAGCCGUCGACCUCGGACUCCACUCCCUGCGACCCAGACUCCUUGUCCUCUUGGGCCAGUGAGAUUAAAGUCCUCGGGGAAGGAGGAGGGGCCCUUGGAGAAAAGCAACAGACAGAAUGCAGAGAACUUGUCCGGCAAUCUUCUGCUCAAGAAGAAGGCCAGAGCUUGCCCAAUUCCACAAGAAAAGUGUUCUUCACCAUCAGGCCACAGCCAGGGACCGAAAGAGAGUAAGAGUGACCCUGCCCUUGCUCCUACGGCACUUUCCCCACCCAGUAUGUACCCUUCUGUGGAUGAGCGGCUAUUGCCCAGAAAGAUCAGACUGAGUCGCUCAAAGCCAUCUCCUGAUAUCUGUACAUCUAAGCCUUCCAGCAUGGUAAGCGGACCCAGCUCAGUACCCACAGUCCCUGGCCGGCGUCUUUGGCGGCAGAAGAGUAUAAAUAAAGUACCAGAAGACAAGGAGAAACCAGGGAGAGCUAGUCCUCUACAGAGCAUCCCAAGCCCAUCUGGUCUUGGAAAGACAGGUGGGAGCAAGAAGAGGAGCCCUGAAGUCAGGGCACCUAACUCAGACUCUGCAGAAGAGGGGCAGGUUGGAAGAGUGAAGCUUCGGAAAAUUGUCAAUGGAACAUGCUGGGAGGUGGUACAAGACCCUCCCCUCAAAAACUCUCAAGAUAGCCCUCAGAUCCCAGAAUCUCAAUACCCAGAAGAGCCUGCGAGUACUCAGCCAUCCUCACUUAAUGAGCUGGAAACAUCAUCUGCUAGGGUAGACCUGUGUCAGGACUCCCCCAUGUGCCCUAGGCUACAAGACAUUCUGUUAUCUGCUACCCACUCCCCAGACCACCCAGUGGUGAAAUCCGAGUUUGGGUCCAGUCUAGAGCUGGUAGGGAAGGAACCUGGGCUGGAUAUUGACUGCCGAGAGCCCUAUGCAUUUGACACAGCCCUGCUGGGGCAGCCCUGCGAAGCUGAGGAGUACCGUAUCACAAGUGCUGCUGCCACCAGUGAACUGGAAGAGAUCCUAGACUUCAUGCUGUGUGGCUCAGACAUUGAGCCACCCAUAGGGUCUCUGGAAAGUCCUGAAGCCGAGGGCUGCAGGACCCCUAGCUAUCACCUGACAGAAACAGGAAAGAACUGGAUUGAAGGGGAGGAAUGGUGUUUGCCAGACAUGGAACUCUGGCCCAGGGAGCUCUCAGGAUUGGAAAAAGAACCGGUUGAUGAGAACAAAGAGCCAAUUGAGCCCUUUGGCCCCCUUGUCAUGCACUCUGAGAACAAAGAGCCCAUCGAGUCCCUUAGCCCCCUUGUCUUACCCUCUGAGGUAAGUGAAGGGGAGGUACUUUCAGUAGGAGGCUCUUGGACUCCAGAUCUGGAAAUUACCAGCUCCCAACCACUGGAUGGUCAGAGAGAGAAGCUUCACAUGGACUCUCUUGACCUUCCCCAAAGGUCCUAUGAGGAUCUCUCACCUCCCUGUUCAAACUGGAUGGACACUAGGCCAGAAGUGUCCCUAAGUAUGGAUGAGGUAUUAUAUCCUGCUCCAGAAGCAGGCAAGGAGCUACUUGGCAACUCUGAAUUGUUGGACCCACUUCCUGCCAGCUCCGAAGAGGAAGAGAUUGAUGUGGUGGACUGGACAUUAGAGGGGAGGCUGGUGCCCACUGAUAUUCCCUCUGUGUGGCCCGACCCUUCCUCAGAGUCAGACACAGAGAUAGACAUAUUAACGUAGAACAGGAGUACAGGUUAGGGGACAGUGGGAGGGUGGGAAAUGUUUGCUAGCAAAGGUAUAAUGGCAGAGGCUGGUACAUGCCCUGUCCUCUUAGCAAAAGAGGCAAGUGUACUGUAGUUCUCUAUGUCCUUUCCUCUCCCCUCACCCCCAAGGCUUUGGGAGCCAAGCAAAACUAGUACCAUGGGUACAAAAUUAUGAACUUGAACCAUCUUAUUUCUUUGUAAUCUAUUUUCCAGUUAGCGAUAAACAAGUGAAAUUAUAAACUGUGUGGUCCCCAACUCUACCGGGUCAUAAAAUAACCAACACCAGGUCUUCUAAGUUAUGAGGCAUCUAGUCACUGCUAAUUUAAUAAUAAAUGAGAAUACCCUCUGUGAAACAGAAAAUGGGAAACAGUGCUGGGAUGGAACAAGUGGGUAAAAGUAACAGAACGUUUUUGUAUAUCUAAUGUGUGUGGCUUAUUCAGUCCAGCAUGGCAAGUCUAGCCAAAUGUCUGUAGGGGCCAAAAAGACCACUUCAUCAUAACUUUCAA